GUCUACCAGCAAGAACAGUUAUUACCAAACCCUACUGCUGCUGCAGCUGCUUUCCACAUGCCGGCCACCGCGUCUUGGGACGGGUACGGCGGUCAGAUCUUCCCCGCCGACAUGUACAACCAGGACACCCUGGAGGCGGUGCUCCGGCCAGUGACGUCUCCGCUGCAGGCGGCGGCGGCGGCGGAGCGGGGGCCGAGGGAUGGGGCGCCGGUGGAAGGCAUGAGGCGUGGCACCGUCGCGGGCGCCGCGGCGCUGCGGAAGCGGCCGGCCCGAACGGAUCGGCAUAGCAAGAUCCGCACGGCGCAGGGCGUGCGCGACCGGCGGAUGCGGCUGUCGGUCGGCGUCGCGCGCGACUUCUUCGCGCUGCAGGACCGGCUGGGGUUCGACAAGCCCAGCAAGACCGUCAACUGGCUCCUCACCCAGUCCAAGCCGGCCAUCGACUGCCUCUGUGACGCGGCGCUAGGGGACGCCGUGCAGGCGGUUGCCUCCGGACCGGCGGUCAAGGAGAAGGGGGAGGGGAGCUCCUCGAGCACUGGCUGUUUCAAGGACUCCAGGGACAAGGCGAGAAGCAGAGGCGGCCUUGAUGGGCCGGUGGCGCUCAUGGAGGAUCAUGGCGGCGGUGAACACGAGUGGACCAUGUCAGGUGCCGUGGCAGCAGCGGCGAUGGAGCAGCCGCAGCCAAUGGACUGGUUGGACUACUAUUACCAGUACUACCAGCUCGAGGAGAUGAUGAGAUCUUGCAACAACGGAGGAGUGCUACCAAGGUGAUUUCUUGUGUGGUAUGCAAACAUUACGUCUAAAGUCUGAACACUCUAAAUGUUGAGAUGUUUCAGCUGCCAUGA
Messenger RNA from Phragmites australis (common reed), 842 nucleotides. Its product is annotated as transcription factor TB1-like. The record is from RefSeq and is a predicted model, not a curated record. The transcript has a single exon. Gene Ontology annotation, molecular function: DNA-binding transcription factor activity; sequence-specific DNA binding. Gene Ontology annotation, biological process: regulation of secondary shoot formation. Gene Ontology annotation, cellular component: nucleus. Bases 58 to 768 code for a protein of 236 amino acids. NCBI's taxonomy places the organism in Eukaryota, Viridiplantae, Streptophyta, Magnoliopsida, Poales, Poaceae.